Plectropomus leopardus (leopard coralgrouper) is the source of this 4064-nucleotide messenger RNA. RefSeq lists its product as uncharacterized. Gene Ontology annotation, biological process: protein ubiquitination. Gene Ontology annotation, molecular function: ubiquitin-protein transferase activity. Lineage: Eukaryota; Metazoa; Chordata; Actinopteri; Perciformes; Serranidae. The record is from RefSeq and is a predicted model, not a curated record.
CUGGCACAGGUGUGCAGUGGAGGGGUGUGCAGUGGAGGUGUCCGCAGGUGACACGUCUUGUCUUGCACGCUUCAUGUUGAAUCACUGAAACAUUUUAUCAGCUGACAGCGCUAAACAAAGCUCGCAGAUUCGGCUGGUUCUCAGGGUCUCUGCGUCCCUCACAGUCCUUUAUGUAUCGAUUGAAAAAACUUUUUCAAAUCCUCAUCCAAAGUUAUAAAUUAACGUCGCUGAACAGUGUCGUAAUAACUUGUAGGUAAUCCCCACAUUCUCGAAUAAUUCGGUUUCGUUUUCCUCAAAGGCGCCACCCCCUCCACUAAAUGCUUGAAACAAAAACUAAACUGCACAACUGUUGCACUUCUUCUUCAAGAUGGGUGCAAUAUUCAACUUACUUGAGCAGCACAGACUGACGUCUUUCCACGCCAGAUUUCUUGAGCUGGGUAUUAAGGAUGAAAGAGAUUUCUUUGAUGUAACAGAUGAAGACUUGAUCAGCCUUGGAUUAAGUCAGGUGGAAAAGAAUCGUUUUUCCAUCAUGAAAGACAAAAUUCGCAGACUCAGAGCUCCAGCAGCAGCAGCAGCAGCAGCAGCGAUGCCUGUGACGAAGUCAGUGGAGUCAUUCUGUCUGCAGUACACAUACCCCAAAUGUCCAGGACCAAAAUAUAUCAAAGAUAUGGAUCCUGCACAAAACACAGUUGAAGACCUGAUGUUGAGGAUCUGUCACCUUGAAGGUGUUAAUUCAUCCCAAAGUGUCUGUCUGUACACAGCGGAUGGUAUGCCUCUGACGGACGAUCCCUUCUUCAACACAUGGUCUUUAAGAGACAGACAUAUUCAAAAUGGAGAUUUAAUCUAUGCCAUAUUAACACCAAAGGAGAACCUGAGAGCAGCUCCUCAAAUGACGAUGCCAAGGGUUACUGCAACCUACGGGACUGAUACAGUGCGAUGCCACGUCAUGCUGAAGGGAGACUUUGAGGUGAAGGUGGACUUGGCUGUGGACACAAUUGCUGAUCUGAAGAACAAGCUUGCCAAUGAAAGUGGAAUCCCAGGCAAUGUUCUUCAUUACAACGGUGAACACGGCACUGGCAACACAUUGGAAAGCUGUGGAAUCUCAGAUGAGUCAACAGUGCACUUCUCACUGUCCUCGUUUCCUGUGGAGGUUCAAGACCACAGAGAAUUCUUUAUUGAUGACGUUUGUCCGUCAGUGCAACAAACAACCAAAGGAAUCAGUGUCUUCUUGUCUUCUCUUUAUAUCAUUAAAGAGAGGGGCAUGGGAGUUCCAUGCUCGGAUUUGUUUGGAUACAUAAGAAAACUGACUGGAUGUAGCCCACUGAUCCAAAGUUUGUAUCAGCUCAUCUGGAAGAAUGAGAUCAUAUCCAGGAAUCAGAAGAUUGCAGUAGUUGAAGGUUUGUACAUGCUCUUAAGAGAGCUUCUGCCACAGCUGGGAACAAAUCAUGGACACAAGAUCAUUGAGGACACCGAAGUCUUUGAGUAUUCAACAUACUGCUGGGCAUAUCUCAUUUCAGAAGCGAAGAAACACACUUCAGCACACGAGAACUAUGCACCAGUUUCUCUGGUGUCUGAAGAAGGCAGCCGUUUCUGUGAUCCAGUCACUGUACCGGGAUUACCAAGUGUCUAUGACAGAGCACAUGUUCUUCAAAAAAUCAAAAAUGGUGAGAAGAUACCAAACUGCACUGAGGUUUUGAAAGAAUCAUCACUCAGAAGAGCCACCGAUGUUGAGAAGAUUUUGCUCAGUGUCCAUCCGUCAACUAAAACGUAUCAUCUCUGGAUUUUUGAUGACAGUGCAACGAGUCAGAACUUCCACAUCAACACUGACAAGACAUUUGGAGAUAUGGCAGAAGUACUGAAAGCUUUCCCUCAGCUAUGUGUGACUCCACCACUGCUUUUGAGGGGUCUCGGCAAUGAUAUGAUACACCUUGUUUACCUGAGUGAAGACAACCUCGGUAUCUUCUUGUCAAAAGAUAAGGCAUACCCGGCAAUAAUCAAGAUGUAUGAUUGUCUGGCCGGGAAAAGCAAAAAUAUGGAUGUAGACCAAUUAGCAGCUGCAACUGGUGACCACAGGGAUGACCUUUCAUUCAACACAACCAGGACUCCGAAAGAGGCCAUACUGGUGCUGAUAGAUACAAGCUCAUCCAUGGCAGAGAAUUGCUACGGAAGUGUGGAAAUACAGAAAAUCCAUGCUGUUAAACAGCUUUUUGACAACUUUGCAACACGGACCAUGUCCUAUGACUUUCAUCAUGUUAUUGGCCUUGUUAAGUUUAGCUCUACGGUGAAAACUGUCCACACAUUUACGGAAACACUUGAAAAGUUCAAGGAACAUGUGCACACCCUUAAGGCAAAAGGGCGCACUCUGCUGUAUGAUGCCCUGCAGCAUGGAGUACUUGAGUUUGAAAAAGUAAAGAAGUUUCCAGACUGUAAACUUCGCAUUCUCUGUCUGACAGAUGGAAAUGAUGUCGGCUCCAAGAAUAGCCCAGAAGUUGUUGCUGCCAACCUGGUAAAAUCCAACAUCAUUGUAGACUCAGUUCUCCUCGGAAAAGUGGAGAACAAUAUUCUGCGAGGAAUCAGCUAUGCAACAGGGGGUUGCUGUUUCAAACCAGAGACAAGCAAAGCUGGCCUGAAGCUUUUUGAGAUCGAGACUGUUCUCUCUUUGGAGAUGAGGAAACCCAAGAAAAAAGCUAACGCGACUUCCAUCACAAAAGCAUCUUUAACAGCUACCUCUGCUGGGUAUGAUGAAUCUCCAGAGCUUCUGUUGCCAGGUCAGAUGAACAGCAAAGUGGCAGUAACAGAGAGUGUCCUGAAAAAAAAGAUCAGAGACGCCAAAGUUGGGCAACUGAUGGAAAAGGAUAAACGUAUCCUGGAGGAGCUGAGGAGCCUGCAUUGUGACCCACAUCCCUACUGUGGCAUCUUCCCAUCAGAGUCCGACUUCACUUUCUGGAAGAUCCUCAUGGAAGGACCGCCUGACACGCCUUAUGAGAAGGGAACCUUUGAGUUGUUCUGCCAGUUUGGUCCCAACUACCCAGUGAAGCCUCCAGUCGUUCGCUUCGUCACAUCUGUGUACCACUGUAACAUCAACAGUGUGGGCCGCAUCUGCCACAACAUAUUUGACCGCAACUACAAUGCCCAAAUCACCAUGAGAGAUAUCCUCAAUGCUGUGUACGGACUUCUCAUCAUCCCUGAGCCCGAAGAUCCACUGGACAGCAUUCUGGCUGAGGAGUUCAUGACCAGCCGCGAGACAUAUGAACAGGAGGCCAAAAAACAUACAGAGGAAACUGCAGCACAAUCACGGGAUGACAUGGAGAAGAAAUUGGUGGAUCCUGAGAAACAGCUUGUACCCUCUCAUCUAAUCUGUCCACUCACCAACAAGAUGUUUGUUGAUCCAGUGAAAACAAAAUACGGAACGGUGUACGAGCGAAAGGCCAUCGAGAAAUUCCUCAAAAAGAACAAAUAUGAUCCAAAAGGUGGCCCAGAAAAAACGCUCAGCAGAGGUGAUCUCACACGAGCCAGUGAAAUGAAGAAAAUGGUGAUGGACCAGCGUUCUAGACAAUUUCAGUAGAAGUUGUAGAUAAAAUUUGGGGCUACAAUGGUAUUGUUUUAUAUCAGUUCCACAGACAGUGAUUGUGCUGGCAAGAUAUGGAAAACUUGUGUUGUUUUAUUGUCACAUUUUCUAAUCAGUUUCAAAAUGACCUCAAAGAUACACAAAGACUACAAAGAGACAAAAUAACCAUGAGAGGACAUAAAAUAGCCUCAUAGAGUCUCAAAUUAACCAAGAAAGCCAUAAAAUUACAUCAAACACCAUAUUACCCCAAAGACUCACAACUUGACCCCAAAGAAACACAAAAUGACCUCAUAGAGAUUCAAAGUGACUUCAAGGGCACACAAAACAUUUACAAAGACACACAAAAUGACAAUAAAGAGAGACAAAAAGAUUAUGAGGAGUAAUAAGUGACUACGAAGAGAUGCAGAAAGCCCAAAAAGACACAAAAUUACAUCAGAGGGACAACAAAUGACCCCUAGAAGACAAAACUUGACCUCAAAGAGACACAAAAUAACUU